This is a messenger RNA of Lutra lutra (Eurasian river otter), 1023 nucleotides long. RefSeq names its product olfactory receptor 10W1-like. Gene Ontology annotation, biological process: G protein-coupled receptor signaling pathway. Gene Ontology annotation, cellular component: membrane. The record is from RefSeq and is a predicted model, not a curated record. Lineage: Eukaryota; Metazoa; Chordata; Mammalia; Carnivora; Mustelidae. Gene Ontology annotation, molecular function: G protein-coupled receptor activity; olfactory receptor activity. The transcript has a single exon. Bases 1 to 1023 code for a protein of 340 amino acids.
AUGAUCUGGGGAAAUCGUUCACUAUUGAUGGAAUUUGUGUUCCUGGCCUAUCCGUCCAAACCAGAGCUCUGUGUCUUGUCCUUCUUGGGAGUCAGCCUCAUUUAUACCUUGAUCAUCACUGGGAAUGUCUUAAUUAUAGUGGCUAUCCAGAGAGAAGCCCGCCUACAUACACCCAUGUACUAUUUUUUGGGCAGCCUCUCAGGAGUAGAAAUAUGUUACACUGCGGUGGUGGUGCCCCACAUCCUGGCCAACAUCCUACAGUCAGAGAAGACCAUCACCCUCCUGGGCUGUGCCACUCAGAUGAUCUUCUUCAUUGGGCUUGGCAGUGCUGAUUGCUUGCUCUUGGCCACCAUGGCCUAUGACAGGUAUGUUGCCAUCUGCCACCCCUUGCAGUACCCUCUCACCAUGACUUUAACUCUCUGUGUCCGCUUGGUCAUGGCGUCUGUGGGCAUCGGCUUGUUCCUGUCCACACAACUGGUGGCCUUCAUCUUCUCUCUGCCAUUCUGCCGGGCUCGGAGUAUCGAGCACUUCAUUUGUGAUAUUCCACCAGUGAUGCCUCUUGUUUGUGCCAACAGCCACAUCCAUGAGCAGUCAGUGCUGGUGGCAGCCACACUGGCCAUUGCCAUGCCUUUCUUCUUCAUUGCUACCUCCUAUGUCUUCAUUGUGGCUGCCGUGCUCAAAAUCCACUCAACAGCUGGACGUCACCGGGCCUUCUCCACCUGCUCCUCCCACCUCUCUGUGGUCCUGCUGCAGUAUGGCUGUUGUGCCUUUGUGUACCUGCGCCCCAGCUCUAGCUACUACACCAAGCAAGAUCAGUUCAUCUCACUGGUGUACACAUUGGGAACCCCACUGCUCAACCCACUUAUCUACACCCUGAGGAACAGUGAAAUGAAGGGGACCCUGGGGAAAAUUCUUACCAGGAAUUGCCUCUCCCAUAACAACCAGGGGAGUCUACAACCUUCAGGCAAGAGUUUGAUUCCAGCUCAUGCAAAUCUCCAUGAAACUGCGAUUUCUCCCAGAUAA